Sebastes umbrosus (honeycomb rockfish) is the source of this 4386-nucleotide messenger RNA. RefSeq names its product ataxin 1a (gene atxn1a). The record is from RefSeq and is a predicted model, not a curated record. Gene Ontology annotation, biological process: nervous system development; negative regulation of transcription by RNA polymerase II. The transcript is spliced from 6 exons. Gene Ontology annotation, molecular function: protein binding; RNA binding. Lineage: Eukaryota; Metazoa; Chordata; Actinopteri; Perciformes; Sebastidae. Bases 1101 to 3536 code for a protein of 811 amino acids. Gene Ontology annotation, cellular component: nucleus.
AAACAUCAUUAGGAGGGGAGACGCUUUCCACCGUCAGCGCCGGAGCAGUGAGAGCAGAGCAGAGCAGAGAGCAGGGGAGCACCUGGCAACAAGGAGACACACACAAACUCAACAGCCCCGUUACACCUCACACAACAUUCAAGAACUAUGCUGUCAAUGAGGAUGUGACUUUUCAACCUGAUGUAACGCCAAAGCGUGUAAAAGACCUGCCUGGCCACCAGAGGAUAGCGUGUCAGUGCCACCUUUUGCCUCGCUGAGGAGUGACUAUCCCACGAAUGUAUAAAGGGAAUGGUGACAGCACCUGCAGACAGACGGACGUGGACAGACGGCGCAGGCACCCGGAAAGCUUCCCUCCCGUUGGCGGAGAGAUCCAGACUUCACACCAGGAACUGCAGCUCCAGCCGGUUGUCAGCUCUCAACUGAGCAGCAGGCUCCACAUACUCCGCCCAAGUAGCUCUGCCUCCUCUGCUCAGGGAGUGCUGAGUCCCUGAGUCACCACGCGACAUUCUGGGAUAGUCUGGAACCCUCUCCAUGGGCUGUACCACCUGCUGACAAACCAGGGGGGUCUGGAGGAGUUGUGUUGAAUGAGGAUUGUGCUGGGUGUGGGCAGGCUUGCUUUCGCAAGGAAAUGAUUCCGCAUGAAGUGCGACGCACUCGGCCCCCCGUCGUCCUCGGCGGCAGCAGCAGGUGUGACGUCGUGACUCUCUCCCCUACCGCACUGAGCUCACCCUUCAGCCGCUAAAAGACCUCUGGACCAAACAGACCGCCCUACCCCCUCCCCCCUCUAACCACCCCUCCAUAUCUUCAUCUCCAUCUUUAAUCCUUCCUCGCCUGCUUGUUAGGGGCUGGAUUUUCUUUGUUGUCAAGAAAAGACCUGAUAAUCAACAGCCUUGGGUGAACUGGAUAGAGAGGGCAAUAGAGGAAAGAUUGGGCUACUUAAAGCGAGACAAGGGACAGAUUAUCAAAAGUGGGAAAAAGAGACAGGAAAGUGAAAUAAAAAGUCAGUUAGAGAGAACAAAAAGCAAAGAAAAAGCUAUAGAAGGCCAAAAGUUAAGGAACGAUAACGCAAGUACAGUUGAGGGACGUGAGGCGAAGUCAGCAUGAAGUCCAACCAGGAACGCAGUAAUGAAUGUCUGCCCCCAAAGAAGAGGGAGAUCCCCUCAAGCACAUUACCAUCUGACAUUCGCUCACCCACCAUCCCACCUGCCAGCGACAGCCAGCGCACUGAGAACAUGGCCUGGCUUGCCAGCGUGGCUGGUGGGAACGAGAGUGCUGUGGGUGGACACCGUAGCUCCAGUCAGUCUGACGGCCACCAGUAUAAAUCCCUCUUCUCCACAUCAGACUCUUUAUCCUCCUCUUCGUCACUAAGGCUAGUCUCAUCUCUUCCUACAGUGUAUACGUCCCACCUGUCACAGUCCACAGUUGGAGGAACUGUCCAUUACGCCCAACUGCCUCCCAACAUGCAGUUUAUAGCAUCACCCUACAGCGCCCCGUACGCAGGCUACAUCUCCCCUCAGCUGCUUCCACCUCCUCCCCCACCUCCCCCCUUCUCCUCCUCUUCCUCCUCUUUGGCCGCGCAGAGACACUCGCACACGGAGACGGUCUCUGCCCCUUCACACGCCUCCAAACAUGACCAUCAGAGAGCGUCCGCGGGGCGCACCUCCAUGCCUCCGCCUUCUACAGACCCCGCCCCUCACCAUGUUCAAAUGUCGACCUCAACACGGACUGUGCCGUCACCUCAUUACCAAGGAAGCGUUCACCUUCCUCCCCAGUCGAUGCACCACCACCACCAUCCUCUGGGACAUGGGAUGUCCCAGCUUGUGGUGCAGUAUUCGGACGGACCCGCUAGGAAAGAGGAAAGUGGCCCCAGAUCCAGAGAGCUUCACAAUGGAGAGCUGGAAAGGGGUCGGCGGUAUGGAGUGUCCCCCGAGUCCAACCUCUCUAAGGCGGGGAGCAAAUCACGGGACGCCACUUCGUCUUUGUCCUCCUACGAGGCCCGCCAGCUGGUUCUGCAUUCAGACUACUCUACCCACGAUCCCUCAGGGCUGAGAACCUCUUUCAUGCUAAUGCCCAACAGCCACGGGGACCACCAGCUGGCGCCACCCAGAGCCAGCCCUGAGAAGCUGACAACCUCUGCCCCCGCACACCUGGAGAAAGGUGGCAUCAUCCUGGGCAAGCCUGUCAAUCGCACACCCUCCUCCUCCAACACCACCUCCUCUUUCACGUUUCCACCCCCGUUAAGUGUCGACAGCUUGAAAGCUGCUGUCAGCAGGCUGUCGCCCCAGACCGUUAUCCAGACCACCCACAGCGCUACAGAGUCACUGUCAAUGGGGCUCCCCUCCACCAUCUACCCCCAGUCACCUAUCAUCGGUUACAUCGCAGGGGGCGGCGGGAGCCAGCAUACGCCAAUCAGCUACCACACCAGCCUACAACAGCACUUACUCAUUCCUGGCUCCCAACAGGUCAUUAUUCCUGUCAGUGGAGGUGGAGUCACCACAUUGGAACCUGUAACCUCCCACGUAACAUCAUCCACCCAAGCCUCACCGUUUACCACCACACUCUCGCACACGUACAUCGCUGCCACGGCCCCCAAAGGAGAAACUCUAGAACCCCCCAGCGCCUCGUAUCACCAGGCCGCUUCAGGUGCAGUGGUCCAAGCCCAGCUUCAUCUCCCCAUUGUUCCCGCUCCGCCGGGUCUGGUCGCCACUUCUGCUCCUCCUCCCAACUCGUCCGGCGCGGUGGUGCCUGCCUCACUCCCCCCAUAUUUCAUCAAGGGUUCCAUCAUCCAGCUGGCUGAUGGGGAGCUGAAACGCGUGGAGGACCUGAAGACGGAGGACUUCAUCCAGAGCGCCGAGAUCAGCAGCGAGCUGAAGAUCGACUCGUCCACAGUGGAGCGCAUUGAAGGGAGCCCCACCUCAUCCAACUAUGCUGUGGUUCAGUUCUCUGUUGGUGAGCACCGUGCACAGGUGAGUGUGGAAGUCUUGGUGGAGUACCCCUUCUUCGUCUUCGGCCAAGGCUGGUCUUCAUGCUGCCCAGACCGGACCACCCAGCUCCUGGAGCUGCCUUGCACCAAGCUCUCUGUGGGCGACGUUUGUAUUUCACUCACCCUCAAGAACCUGAAGAACGGAUCCCUGAAGAAGACUCAGCCCCUGGAGCUGGCUGCCUCCGGCUACGGGCACCUCAAACCUCCCAGAGCCGUCUCAGACGCUCCCCAAAGCUGCGGCGGAGGAGGCUCCAGGCACAGCGAGAGGGAGAACGGCAUCGGCCAGCGAGGGAGGGGUGCAAGUGGGAACGGGAGUGGAGGGGGCGCCAAUGUGGAAAACGGGGAUCUCACGUUUUCUAAAUGUCAGGUCGCCAGCAUCGCAGAAGCUGGCGCCACUAAGCCAUCAGGAGGCAGGAAGCGGAGAUGGUCCGCCCCCGAAGGUCGGAAAGUGGAAAAAUUCGAGGAGGAGCCGCCCUUGACCCUGCCCAAACCUUCCUUCCUCCCUCACGAGGUGAAAGUCAGCAUCGAGGGAAGGUCAAAUAUUGGGAAGUGAAGGCUAGCAGGACUGUUCAAUAACCAUCGGGAUUUGGAAAAAAACCCAUAAAAGGAUUCUACAAAAAAAACAUGAAUGCCCACAUUAAUGUUUCAUUUGUCUUGGUUUUAAAGUUUUCCGUUUUUAUUUUUCUAUCUUGAAUACUGUACUGUAGAGGUAAAUUCACCCUACAUGGUAUCACCUUACAUUAAGUCCAUGUAGCUAACAACACAUUUUUUUUUUUUUAUAGAUGGAUUUGAUAUCACGCAAGCGACCGGUGCCGUUUUGGUGGUUUUCAUGAGAUGACUUAUGGUGAGGGAUUUGCGAGGCUGUGUGGCACACGGGAGCAACGCUUGAUGGCUCGUCUUGGCUGGCUACACAUUAUGUAAAUUACUAAUUGAAUUAGCUCACAGUUUGACAGUGAUUUCACUCCCUGGGCACUGCUAGUGAGGCAGCCCGGGUGAAAACACCACCUCUCGCCGCGCCAGUGGUUUUACGUUGGGAGUGAUUUAAUGUCAGCUGAACCUGAGCAUCAUGAUUUUUUAAAAAAUUUUAAAUCAGAUUGAGAGUUGGAAAAGCACCACGUCUUGAGUAUGAACAGCCUGUUCUCAUUCCCAGGGCAUCAAAUACCGAGGCUUUGUCACGGCGGUGAUACCGCCCCAUAAGGCACCCUUAGGCACCGGUAUGAAAUGCAUCGGGCGUUCCAUUAACUACAAUAUAAACCCAUCCGCGGCAAACAGUGAACGCUCAGAGAAAGCACGCCGGGAGUGUAGUGACGUAGUUUAAAGAGCGAAAAGACACACUUAGGGUGGGAGGGAGGGGAGGUGGAUGGGUCCAACAAACACAAGGCUUUCAUCCAGGACACCGCUGU